CCUCACGCCCACGCUGGCCGACAGCGGUGCUCAUGCCUCGCCCACCGCGCUGGCAGCCGGUCCUCCUGUGCCCUUCGCGGCCUGCCUGCAGCGCUUCGGUGGUCUCAGGUGCAGAGCCUCAGUGGUCUCGGGCGCAGAACCUCCUCGCACCAUGUAGCUUGCACUGCUGCUCCACGCCGUGAUCUCGCACUCCCACGCUGGCUGGCUUCUGUCCCCCUGCCUGGCCGCCGUCUUCCUGCCUGGCCUCUGUCCGCCUGCCUCGCCUCCCGCCAUGGCUCUGCCUACGCUGACCGACACCGCCGCCGUCCACCCCGGCUGCUGUCUCGCUCUCAGCGCCCCGCUCGUCGCACACCUGCACUCGCUGCUCCCACCUCGCGCCCUCGCCCUGUCCAUCGGCAGCGGCUUCGGCCUGCUGGAAGCCCUCCUUAACGCGCCGCCCUACUGCGCCAACGUCGUCGGCGUCGAGGUGCAGCCCAGCCCCAACACGCACCUGCCCGCGACACACCUGCGCCUCGUGCACGGCACACGCUUCCUCGAGCCGCUCGCAGCAGACGCCGCCGCCUGGCUAUUCGUGUAUCCGCGCCGCCCUGCCCUCGUCACAGAGUACCUGGCGCGCUACGGCCCCGACAGCGUCCGCACCAUCGUCUGGCUGGGCCCGCACGCCGACUGGGACGACUACACGUCCUGUUUUGGCCCCGACUGGGUCCUACAAACACGCACCGCAGACGAGGUCGGCGGCAAGCCCUGGGACCUGAUCGCCACGGCACGCAGGGCCCCACAAUGACAGCCUACCGUGCGCAUUGCUAUUGUUCUUUGUCCUUCACCUCGCUUGCUCAACAGCCACAAUAGACAAUGCACAGUGAACAACCCCCCUUCCUCAAUAUGUAUUCAGAGCUAACUUCCCAC
Boeremia exigua is the source of this 906-nucleotide messenger RNA. RefSeq lists its product as uncharacterized. Lineage: Eukaryota; Fungi; Ascomycota; Dothideomycetes; Pleosporales; Didymellaceae. Bases 272 to 784 code for a protein of 170 amino acids. The transcript has a single exon. The record is from RefSeq and is a predicted model, not a curated record.